Pieris rapae (cabbage white) is the source of this 1351-nucleotide messenger RNA. Its product is annotated as DNA-binding protein D-ETS-6-like. Gene Ontology annotation, cellular component: nucleus. The record is from RefSeq and is a predicted model, not a curated record. Bases 329 to 1054 code for a protein of 241 amino acids. Gene Ontology annotation, biological process: cell differentiation; regulation of transcription by RNA polymerase II. The transcript is spliced from 6 exons. Lineage: Eukaryota; Metazoa; Arthropoda; Insecta; Lepidoptera; Pieridae. Gene Ontology annotation, molecular function: sequence-specific DNA binding; DNA-binding transcription factor activity, RNA polymerase II-specific.
UGCUGUCAUGGCACCUCUGCCUUCAGCACUGCCAACGGAUUUGCGGUACUAACGUAAAGUUGUAGAGUCGACGGUGUUGAGAAGAUAUCUAAACUUGCUAAGCAGUGAUUCCCAGUCUAGUCGUUAAAUGCCUUAAUUUGAAAUAGAUUUUCGAAAUAAUUUUUUUUACAAGUUUUACAAAAGUUUUGUGUGAUUUAUUAUUUCACUUAUACAAAUACGUUUUGAGUGCUAGAGUUAGUUUUUAUCAAUUACAACAAUAAAACAAGUGUUUAGAAGCUUUGACAAAAAUACAUCCGGCUAGCGAAAGCUGGCGCCCCGCGAUGCCUGCAUGGAGCCUAGGCCUCCACCCUCUUCGCCCUCUGACACUGACACCGACUCCGGAGAUGAAACCGUGCCCGCUGACCCAGAGACGUGGGUGCGACGCGACGUGGUGCGUUGCGUUCGUUGGGCCGCACGUACAUUCCGCGUGCACGCACCGCGCCGCCAUCUUUUGCCUACGUCAGGUGCUGCUUUGCUGCAACUUACUGAGGAACAUUGGCUCCAGGUGUGCGAGGGCAAGACGGAAGCGGCGCGCAUCUUCCACACUUAUGUGCAGCACGUGCAUGCGGAGGCAAAGGGCCGGCCACCACCAGAGCCGUUGCCAGAACACCAGGCCUCGACCUCCGCUGCAACACACACAAAUCCAUACGCGGCGCUAGGCGGGCGAGCUAGCGGCGGACAAGUGCAACUUUGGCAGUUCUUACUCGAAGAAUUAGCGGCGGGCUCACCUGGUAUUUGCUGGGAGGGUGCCCCGGGUGAGGGAGAGUUUCGUCUUUCGGACCCCGAAGAAGUGGCCCGACGGUGGGGACGCCGCAAACAGAAACCCAAUAUGAACUAUGACAAGUUAUCACGCGCUCUACGCUACUAUUACGACAAGAACAUCAUGGGGAAGGUCCCCGGAAAGCGAUAUGCGUACAAGUUUUGCUGGGCGGGCUUAGCUGCAGCCUGCCAGUCCCAGACAGAUGCUCCCUAUUGGCCCUACCUUCCUCCUCAUCCACAUCACUCUACAAACUGACAACAUUUGCCGAAUUAAACAUUGUUAAGCUCAAUGCUCGCAUUGUUUCUAUUUUAACUGGAAACUACGCACUUCCUGAGAUCCAACAGCACUAACCAGUCGUUAUGAAUGCAAUAAUUAUUGUUUAAUAGAUAUUUUAAUAAUGAUACACUUGCAGUAUUGUUAAUUUCGGUAGGUAUCUACUGGAUUUAUUACCUAUUUGUUAAUAAACAAAUAAUUUUCAUCUUGUUAAGCUUUUGUUUUGUUUUUAUUAUUAUAUUUUUAUAGAAUAAUGUUACUGACGAUUAUCGUUGAAGU